AUGGUCAAUGUAUUCCAGCGCCUCACUCGACGCCGAGCAUCAAGCUCCAGCAGUAAAUUACCAUAUCAGGACGGAGAUACUACGGGCCCCAAUUCCGCAGCAUCCCAUCCACAUGGUUUACACCGGGCAGUGAGCACGAGCUCCGGCAAACGCUGGAGAUAUGAAGAACCGGCUCCCCGACACCUCAUCCUAGUCUCCGACACUGUGGAGUUUGAUACCCAUCUAGUUCACCGCUUCCAGGCAGAAGGAUUUGACGUGAUCUAUAUCCCCUUCCUCGGCAGCGGGGAUGAAGACAAAGACCGAAAAGCGCUGGAGAAUGCGAUACACGCGCAAGAGGACGAACUUGAGAAUGGAGAGCGGUAUGCGAUAGUCGCAUAUCGCCGACCCGCCUACCUCCUCCUAGCCUCACACCACACAAUACACAGCAACACAAACCCAUUCCCACACCUAUGUGCCUUGAUAGCCUACUACCCCCUCUCCUCAACAGACGAAUUCACCUACAGACAAAGGGAAGACUGCUCGCCACCAGGCUGCUCAGACACAAGUUCAAUCUUUGGCCCAGUCUCCAAAUCAACAUAUCUGCCAAUCCAAGUCCACGUUCCAGGCCCACGAGUCCAGCCCUGCGCGCUGUGGCCAUGGAUAAGCCUCAGUGCCUCAGAAGGUGACGUCACCUACAAGAAAAAACACCGGUGCUAUGUGUACUCGUACCCGGGGUCCAGAGCUGGGUUCGCGGAGCGGGAAAUUGCAGAGGAGAAAGAAGGCGAGGUGGAUGCGGACUUGAACCAGGAUGACGAGAUCGGCUCGCAGCUGGCGUGGAGUCGGGCGCUAGCGUGUCUGCGGCGCUCGUUCAAUGUCGGGAGUCACUGGCCUGUUAUUGAUAUUGAGACUGUUUGGGAAGAGUACUGGGAUAAUGUGAUUGGCGAGCUGGAGACGCGGAAACAGACCGACAGUUAUGGUUCUGAGUCGACGGUUGGGAUGUUGACUGGCCAUAGCCAUUAUGGCGAGGUGGGGUGUCCCGCUGGGGAGGUGUUUGUGAAGUGUAUUCCUACCCAGGCCGGAGGUUCUGAUAUCUCAAGUCUGAAAGAUUUCUUCACUCAUGUGUAUAUUCCUGCUGGGCCAGUUGAUCAGCAGGUCCGCCUCUUGUCCCGCACUGUGGGUGCGGAUCGCAUCGUGGAUGAGAUGUCGUUUUCUUGUCGACAUACUGCUGAGGUUCCAUGGCUGUUACCUGGUGUUCCACCGACGGAUCGAGAUAUCAGAGUUAUCGUCGUUGUGGUGGCAAGCUUCACUGCCGGUCAGAUUACACGCCAGAGUCUCUAUUGGGACCAGGCCGGUGUGCUUGUGCAGGCUGGAUUAUUGGAUCCGGGACUUGUGUCGUCGUCAAAGGCCGUCGAAAGCCAUUGA
Penicillium robsamsonii is the source of this 1401-nucleotide messenger RNA. Its product is annotated as dienelactone hydrolase. The transcript has 3 exons. The record is from RefSeq and is a predicted model, not a curated record. Bases 1 to 1401 code for a protein of 466 amino acids. Gene Ontology annotation, biological process: polyketide metabolic process. Lineage: Eukaryota; Fungi; Ascomycota; Eurotiomycetes; Eurotiales; Aspergillaceae.